This is a messenger RNA of Caenorhabditis briggsae, 591 nucleotides long. The transcript has 3 exons. The coding region runs from base 1 to 591 and encodes 196 amino acids. Lineage: Eukaryota; Metazoa; Nematoda; Chromadorea; Rhabditida; Rhabditidae. The record is from RefSeq and is a predicted model, not a curated record.
AUGUACCAGCGUCGAAUUCUUGAAAUGAAUGGAAAAGAAUUGAGAGCUUUGACCGCAAUAGUACUUCCAGGAAGAAAAGGUGACGAGUUGAAAAUUGGAGAAAUGCAGGAAAUGUGUAUAAAAUGGUUAUUCUCAAAUGGAUUGUCUAUAAAUCACGUAUUUGAAAUUCAUGAAGACGUCGAUGGUCGUGUAUUCUGUGUGAUGCGGAAUUCAGAAGCUUGUUUGUGUUGUCCAAAAGCAUCUGAAUCAGGAACCCUCAAAGUUUUUGAUAAUGGUCCAAUAGGUGACAACUUCAAAAGAACGCCUUCUCCAGUACGAAAACCAAAGGAACAAGAAAAGAAAAAAGAAGAAAAAGAACCAAAAGUGAAAUUCGAACUUCCAUCUUCUCCUGAUCCUCCAACGGUUUCAUUCUCAAAACCCUCCGCUCCAACCAAUAAAGUUGCUCCCAUAACAGUGCAACCAACAAUUGUAACGAUAUCGGACAAAAAGAAAAAAGAAGAAGAGGAAGAAGAGAAAAAGAAUCAAUCAUCAUGUGCCUACUGCAAAAGAGAAUGUGGAUUGUGUAUUGUAACACUGUGCUCCCAGUUUUAA